Molecule: messenger RNA, 3252 nt
Organism: Monodelphis domestica (gray short-tailed opossum)
Lineage: Eukaryota; Metazoa; Chordata; Mammalia; Didelphimorphia; Didelphidae
Source: RefSeq, a predicted model, not a curated record
UAGGGAAGCCUGGGGUAGUGCGGCCUGAGGGCCUGCAAGGUCCCGCCCCGGACCCCACGUGCUGCUGGUGGGGGACCGGCCGGGGCCAGGACCGCUGCCCCAGCAUUAGCCCCUGCGUGGGGCCGGAGACACCCCACCCCGGUUGGUCAUUUCAGUUCUUCCUGCCCUCGAACAAGUGGCUUCCUCCCCGGUCUCCAUUUGCUGGGAGCUAAGCGACCCCUUGGGGUCCACGUUAGGGCCUGGGCCGGCGGCUUUGGGGUAAAAUCCGGCCCCCGGAAAAGGAGGCGGAGCUCCUCGGGGAGAAUUGGGGUCCGCGGGCCCUUUAAUGGCACCCCUUCCUGAGCUCCCGGGUAUCCCCUGCCUCACCAGGCCUUCGGGAGGACCGCGGGAGAGGACGUGCCCGCAGCUGUUUAGACGGAAGGUGGGGCAGAGGCACGUUCAGGCAAGGCAGGGCGGCCUCUCUUGGCUGCCCAACAGGCUCUGUGGGCUCUCCCGGAUAUUCGACGCUGGCGAGAUGUUUGGAAUCAUGCAAGUAGAGGAAGUUGAGGAAGAUGAAGAAGGUGAUGAAGAAGUGCAAGAAGAAUUGAAAAAGAAACCCAAUCCAGGAAACGAACUCUGUUACAAAGUUAUUGUGACCAAUGAAAACGGGCUGCAAGCAAACGAUCCGAAUAGCAUAUUUCUCAUUGACCACGCCUGGACUUACCGCCUAGAGCAUGCCCGCCAGCAGCUGCUGCAGGUUCCAGGGCUGCUGCAUCGGAUGGCCAACUUGAUGGGGAUUGAAUUUCAUGGGGAAAUUCCAGAUGAGGGCUCAGUGGAGCUUGUUUUGGAAGAAAUGUGGAAGUACAACCAGACUUACCAGCUCUCCCAAGGGACUGCGGAGGAAAAGGUUCCGGUGUGGUACAUCAUGGACGAAUUUGGAUCUAGAAUUCAGCACGCGGAUAACCCAAGCUUUGCAGCGGCUCCCUUAUUUUAUAUGCCUCAGCAGAUCGCUUACACGCUUCUGUGGCCCCUGAGAGACCUUGAAACAGGUGAGGAGGUGACCCGGGACUUUGCCUACGGGGAAAUGGACCAGCUAAUCCGGAAAUGUGUGUUGCUGCCCUGGGUUCCUGCAGACGUGCUAGACAUCAGCUCCUCCACCCCCGAGCCGUCAGAGGAACACUACCAGGCCAUUUUAGAGGAGAACAAGGAGCAGCUUCCCGUAAGGAUAAGGCCACCAGCUUACCCCAAAGAUCACAUAUUCAGGGUUUACACGGACCUCCAGCAAGUGCUCAACAACCUCAGCCAUCCGCGGUUUCAGUUCACCACCGUAGAGGCCGAGGCCGACAUCCUCUACAACUUCUCCCACUUCAAAGACUACCGGAAGUUGAGCCAGGAAAGGCCUCGCGUGAUGCUGAACCAGUUCCCUUGUGAGAACCUCCUGACGGUGAAGGACUGCCUCGCCUCCAUCUCCAGGCGGGCGGGGGGGCCGGAAGGGCCUCGGUGGCUGCCCAGGACUUUCAACCUCCGGACCGAGCUGCCCCAGUUCAUCAGCUACUUCCAGCAGCGAGAAAGAAGGGGAGAAGAUAACCACUGGAUAUGCAAACCCUGGAACUUGGCUCGAAGCCUGGACACACACGUCACCCACAGUCUCCACAAUAUCAUCCGGCUGCGCGAGAGCUCCCCGAAGGUGGUCUCCAAGUACAUAGAGAGCCCCGUCUUGUUCCACCGAGAGGACGUGGGCAUGGUCAAGUUUGACAUCCGCUACAUCGUGCUGCUGCGCUCCGUCACGCCCCUGAGGCUCUACAUCUACAACGUGUUCUGGCUGCGAUUCUCCAACCGGCCCUUUGCGCUCAAUGACUUGGAUGACUAUGAAAAGCACUUCACGGUGAUGAACUAUGACCCGGACGUGCCUCUGAAGCAGGUUCACUACAAUGAGUUCAUCCCGCUGUUCGAGAAGCAGUACCCAGAAUACCCGUGGGAUAGCGUGCAGAUCGAGAUCUUCAAAGCAUUCACCGAGCUGUUCCAGGCGGCCACUGCCAAGCCCGCACCCCUGGGCAUCUGCGACUACCCGGCGUCAAGAGCCGUGUAUGCCAUCGACCUCAUGCUGAAGUGGGACCACCUUCCUCCUCCUCACAGCAAGAAGGUCAUGCAGCCCCAGAUCCUGGAGGUGAACUUCAAUCCCGACUGCGAGCGGGCCUGCAAGUACCACCCGAGCUUCUUCAACGACGUCUUCAGCACCUUGUUCCUGGACGAGACAAAGAAUUGUCACGUGACUGGCCUCGUCUAGGGGCCCUUUCCCCUCCCCCAGCUGCUGCUCUGCCAAGCGUCGUCCUCGGCAGAGAAGAGAGCCCCACCGAGAGGCCGCUGGCUGCCUCCGCUCUGCCCGGCCUGGAGCGCUCUGUGCCUGUCCGUCUGUCCCUCUGUCUCUGUCGCUCUCCCCUUCGUGUUCACUCUGAUGCUGAAGGCCGUCCUGCCGGCACCCCCUCAAGGGGGACAUCUGUGAGGGAUGUGAGGCUCGGGGGCCUUGCAGCAUCCAAACGGACGCCUCUUACUCCGCAUGUCUGUCUGCGUCUGUCUAUCCUGGGGCAGCCACCACCACCACAGAGGGGGCUUCGGGCGACCAUGUCCCUCCCGACUGUCCGUCGGGCCCACUCACUUGGCAGCAGGAAGCCGUCACCAGCAGGCUGUGCCACCACCGUGUUUCAGUCCCCGCGUAAAGGACUGUUUUUGCCAAAGAACCUUUUGCUGGGCGGCCCUGGGUCUGCGUGUGCUUCUGGCCCCCUGGGCCGCCCCGCACGUCCCACAGCUGUUGGGCUCCGGGUGGUGCUCGUAGACCCGUUUUACAGAUGAGAAGACCGAACCGAAGCUCCAGAGCGGGCCGGCAUCGGGCCCGCCUGCGCCCGGCACCCCUCGGGUUCUCUGUCUCCCGAACCAUAACUACUUUUUAAAGUCACUUGUUUGUAGAAGGCUUCGCAAGUCUCCUUUUCUAGCCGCGCUCCCACGGGGUGUGGCAGAAGGCCCUGGAGCUGGGAGCGAGCAGGGCGGCCUCAGUUGGCCCCCAGCAGAAGGGAAGUGAUCUGCUCUCCCCCCUUCCUGCCCUGCCCGUUGGGCAGCUCGCUCCCUGCUGAAUGAAGUCACCUUCCUCCCACUGCUUAGGUUUUCUGGGAGAAAAACGAUCAUUGAAUGUAUUGGGCCCCUCCUGCUCUCCUCCUCUGGGAGAGCCCUUCUUGGCCACGAUUUCCUCCUCACAAUAAAAUGCUGCUUCCUGGUUGA